Molecule: messenger RNA, 378 nt
Organism: Botrytis porri
Lineage: Eukaryota; Fungi; Ascomycota; Leotiomycetes; Helotiales; Sclerotiniaceae
Exons: 4
Coding region: 1-378 (125 amino acids)
Source: RefSeq, a predicted model, not a curated record
AUGUCAUCAUCAUUCGAAAACGGCGCCCUUUACAUGAUCCUCUACGCGAGGUCAGCCUGGAACAUUUCAUUGGGGAAUAUUUCUUCCGUGUUCAGGAUGAGAUUGACGAACAACAUUCGAAAGUCCAGGACCAUCGUCUUUGCCUACAAACUCGGCUGUGUAUUCUCUGAAGCCGCUUUAGACCAAGCCUUUCGAGCUAUCACAGACUUUGGUCCAAUAUCUAAGCGGACAGGCGAAACUUUCAGUUGCAGAACUUGGAUGAAGGAUAGCCUUGCCUUGCUACACGACGAGGGCAUUGCUUUCGAUGAAGCCGCCCCUCUGGAGCCUGCUAUCGAGUCGGGAACAGGUGAUUUGACUAUCAUGGGUGGCACUACUUAG